CAUAGGGACCACUUCCCAUCUUCCUCGGGAAUUCAGCAGCUCUCCUCAAUUCGCCGAUCUCACCCAUCUUAGCGCAAUCUCUGGUUGUCAUUCUUCACCGAAGCAAUGGCCGCUGCUUCCAUGGCUACCAGCGUUGCCCUGAAGAGCCUUAGCUCUUCCUUCUCCGGCGCGGCCGUCGCCGCUCCCCAGAAGGCUGUGGCUGCCAAGGCCGGUGCCUUCACCUGCCGUGCCCAGAAGUCCGAGGAGGAGGUUGUUGUCUCCCGCAGGUCCGCCGUGACCCUCCUUGCGGGUGCCGCUGCUGCCCUCACCCUCAAGGCUGCCCCCGCCCAGGCUGCCUAUGGCGAGGCUGCCAACGUCUUCGGCAAGGGCCCCGGCAACACCGACUACAUUCCGUACAAGGGUGAUGGUUUCUCCAUUGACCUCCCCUCCAAGUGGAACCCCAGCAAGGAGAUCGGCGAGUUCCCCAACAUCGUCCUGAGAUACGAGGACAACUUCGAUGCCCUUGCUAACGUCGUCGUCAUUGCCGAGCCCACCAGCAAGUCCUCCAUCACUGACUUCGGUUCCCCGGAGGAGUUCCUUGAGAAGUACAAGUACCUCCUCGGUGUCCAGGUCUUCGCUGGUGAGACUUCCUCCGAGGGUGGCUUCGACAAGAACGCCACCGUUACCGCUUCCGUGCUGGAGUCCUCUGCCCCGAAGGUCAACGGCAAGACCUACUACAAGCUGAACGUGCUCACCCGUACCGCUGACGGUGGUGAGGGUGGCAGGCACCAGCUGGUCACUGCAGCUGUCGGUGGAGGCAAGCUGUACAUCGAGAAGGCUUCCUCCGGUGACAAGAGGUGGUUCAAGGGUGCCAAGAAGUUUGUCGAGGGUACUGACAAGUCCUUCACUGUUGCUUAAAUGUGAUAUAGUAAUGCCCGCCAUUUGUCAAUUUUGCGUUUAAGAUACAAGCUAUUUGCACAUACAAGUUGGCUUUCAUAUGUUCGUCUCAACAAAUGCUGUACAGCGACAGACAGGAAUACGAAACAACAGAUUU
Closterium sp. NIES-67 is the source of this 1033-nucleotide messenger RNA. The record is from the annotation of a GenBank genome assembly. NCBI's taxonomy places the organism in Eukaryota, Viridiplantae, Streptophyta, Zygnematophyceae, Desmidiales, Closteriaceae.